CGAAGGUAGGUUAAUAAUUGGAUGUCAGCUUGUAUUUGAUCACUAGCCUACGUCCCAUGACAUUAAACUCCCUUCAUAUUGGCCGUACAUCUUGUACAUUUUUUUCUUGAUGAUCCACCCCAACUCAGGCCUAACCCACUAGGACCGAAGUUCCUCUUCUGUCCCACCCCCACUUUAUUUUAGAACCCAAAGAACACACCGACAACUAUCGCGAUAUCAUCCUCCCCUCUUCCCGAUCUUUCUAAAGCUGGAUUUAUCCUGCGUCGACUCUACACUUUUCCCAUCUUCCCUUUUUUUUUUAAAAGGGACUGCCGUCCUUCUUGACUAAUCGGCAAUUCACCGUCGAUGCAAAUUUUCACCUUACUUUAACCAGUCUAUUUUUUCUAACCUUCUCUUUCAGCACUAAACGUCGCAUACUAGUUAGGCUCAGGAAAUCACCAAGAUGUCGUUUAACAACCGCAAGUUUUCCAUGAACCGAAACACUGGUGUGCCGCGCCGUCGCUUUAGCAUCGGUGACCCGAGUGCCAAUGAGACGAGCUCUAAAAUUCAUCGUCAGUUCCGUGCGGCUAAUCCAGGCCACCUUCCCCACGCUGGUCUGGAUGCUUCACGUGCUUCCACUGGUGUAGUCUGGUGUACUGAGCGAGCUGCUGAGUAUGGCUUCCUCGAGGAGCCUGAGAAGUGGGCAAACCUUGGUCAAGGUGCCCCCGAGGUUGAAGAUGACAUCGAGGGCUGCUUCGAACGUCCCCACACCAUAGAUGUCUCUGUCGCCCUCCGAGAGUAUGGUCCCACUGCCGGUAUCAAACCCCUACGUGCCGCCGUUGCCAGAAUGUACAACGAGAUGCACCGUCAGGGCAAGGACAGUCAGUAUUCAUGGGAGAACGUUGCUAUCGUCCCUGGUGGACGAGCAGGUCUGAUCCGCAUUGCGGCCGUGUUGAACAAUGCCUACGUCGGAUUCUUCAUUCCGGAUUACACCGCCUACAACGAGAUGUUAUCUCUCUUUAAGAACUUUGCGGCCAUCCCGACUCCUCUCUCAGAGGAAGACGGUUACCAUAUCCAUCCCGAUGUGAUCGCUCGGGAGAUUGCCCGAGGUACCUCUGUCAUUAUCACCUCUAACCCGCGUAACCCCACUGGUCGAGUUGUUGCCAACCCCGAGUUGGCUGAGAUUCAGGAUAUCUGCCGUGGACGCGCGACUUUGGUUAGCGACGAAUUCUACUCUGGUUACAACUACACCAGUGACUGCGACGGUACUACCAUUUCCGCUGCCGAGAACAUCGAAGAUGUGGACGAGGAUGACGUACUCAUUAUCGACGGACUCACCAAGCGCUUCCGUCUCCCUGGAUGGCGUAUCGCCUGGAUCCUGGGUCCCAAGGAAUUCAUCAAAGCCAUCGGCUCUUGUGGUUCGUACCUUGAUGGUGGAGCCAACGCCCCUUUCCAGGAGGCGGCAAUUCCUAUGCUAGAGCCUUCCCUCGUCCGCAAGGAGAUGGAAGCUCUUCAGCACCACUUCAGAGACAAGCGAGAUUACGUCGUUAAGCGCCUCCGAGAUAUGGGAUUCGUAAUCAAGUACGUCCCUGACAGCACCUUCUACUUGUGGUUGAACCUCGAGGGUCUCCCUGGCCCUAUCUCCGACGGUCUGAACUUUUUCCAGGCUUGCUUGGAAGAGAAGGUCAUCGUCGUUCCCGGUAUCUUCUUCGACUUGAACCCUUCCCGUCGCCGAGACUUGUUCGAUAGCCCUUGCCACCAUUUCGUCCGCUUCUCAUACGGCCCCAAGAUGGAAGUCCUGCGAAUGGGCUGUGACGGUAUCGAACGAGUUGUCAACAAGUUCAAGAAGUCUACCGUCUAGGUUGGGCAUUGCUUAUUGGCCAUUGGCCGCAAGGUGUGCCAGACGCCGGCACAAUCCUCUUCUCCUUUGUACAUGAGACAUUUGCAUCUCGUCCAAGACCUUUCAUAAAUAGAAGGUAGAAAAAGGAUUUCAGGGACUUCCGUUUGAGAAGGUCCUUUAGAUGCCUGAUGAUGAAUAAAACGCUUUUCCCAUUUCUUCCCCCCUGAACUGUUCUUCUCCGUCUCAUUACCGUAUUGCAUUGACAGCUUGAACCCCAACUUUGAUGGGGUGACUAUGCUGUAUCCAAUAUUUACAUACCUUUUG
This is a messenger RNA of Annulohypoxylon truncatum, 2143 nucleotides long. Its product is annotated as PLP-dependent transferase. Gene Ontology annotation, molecular function: pyridoxal phosphate binding. The record is from RefSeq and is a predicted model, not a curated record. Gene Ontology annotation, biological process: biosynthetic process. NCBI's taxonomy places the organism in Eukaryota, Fungi, Ascomycota, Sordariomycetes, Xylariales, Hypoxylaceae. Bases 443 to 1840 code for a protein of 465 amino acids. The transcript is spliced from 8 exons.